AUGUCCACCGUCAAAGCUGUCGUUAUUAAAUCUGGUGAUUCAAAGCCUAGAUUCAUCGAAAACUUCUCUCUAAGGGAACCAGCUGAAUCUGAAGUCCGUGUUAAAGUGUUAGGUACCUCAAUUCAUCAUCUUGUUAGAAUGAGAGCUCUUGGGAAACAUUAUUCAGUCAGUGCAAAUGAUACCUCUGAAAAAUUGAUCGGGAUUGAUGGUGUUGGGUUAAUUGAUGAUAAACAAUUGGUGUUCUUCAUUACACUUACCCCAGGUACAGGUUCAUUUGCUGAAUAUGUCAAUGUUGACAAGAGAUUCAUUUUCCCAUUUCCUGAAGAAAUCACAAAAGAUGAUACUGAUGCAAUUGCAAGAGUCACCACUUUAUCCAACCCUGCCAUGUCUUCAUAUUUGGUUUUCGAUUCAAGAUUGAGUCAAGUCAUUGAACCCGGGUUCACCGUGGCUAUUAAUGGUGUCACUGGUGCUUCUGGUUCUCUUGCUGCUGAAAUAGCCAGAAAAAAAUAUGGUGCUAGUAAAGUUAUUGGUGUUGGAAGAUCAGAAGACAAAUUGAAAGCUCUUGUUGAACCUAAAGGGUUAGAUGCUAUAAUCCCAUUAACCGAUUCAGAUGAAGAAAUGACAAAAAAAUUCUCAGAGUUUGAUGUUGAUGUUGUUUUAGAUUACACAUGGGGUAAAGCUGCUGAAAGAACCUUGUUAAAUUUGAUCAAAUCUAGAAAAGAUUCCACAAAAUUGUUGAGUUUUGUUCAAAUUGGACAAAUUGGUGGUACUGAUUUCAAUAUCCCACCAGGUAUUUUGAGAGGCCAUAACUUACACAUUCUUGGAAGUGGGUUAGGUUCAUUCACAACUAGAGAUGCUGGUAAAGCAUUCCCUGAUAUUACAGCACAAUUGGCAAAAGGUCAAUUUGGUACAGAUGAAAAGAUAGAAACUGCCAAAGCUAGUGAUAUAGAACAAGAAUGGGAUUUGUGGCAACCAAGUGCAAGAAAAGUGUUUACAUUCUAA
Messenger RNA from Hansenula anomala, 1002 nucleotides. RefSeq lists its product as uncharacterized. Gene Ontology annotation, molecular function: oxidoreductase activity. NCBI's taxonomy places the organism in Eukaryota, Fungi, Ascomycota, Saccharomycetes, Phaffomycetales, Wickerhamomycetaceae. The record is from RefSeq and is a predicted model, not a curated record. Bases 1 to 1002 code for a protein of 333 amino acids. The transcript has a single exon.